CCUUUCCUUUCCUGGCCAACUUGGCAGAAGUGUCAGCAGGACAUAAGUGACAGAUCAGUAAAGUUUCUGUCCUGGUGUCCCCUCCAUUCCUGAUAUGGCCCCCAGCGUGCAGUUGAAGGAGGCUAUAGCCGAUGCGCAUGACGGCAUCCGUGCCAUUCUGCUUGGACCUCCCGGAGCCGGGAAGGGGACUCAGGCCCCUCGGUUAGCAGAGAAGUACUGUGUUUGCCACCUGGCCACUGGAGACAUGCUGAGAGCCAUGGUGGCUUCAGGCUCCGAGCUCGGCAAGAGGCUGAAGGAGACGAUGGAUUCUGGCAAGCUGGUCAGUGAUGAGAUGGUUGUGGAGCUGAUAGAGAAGAACCUGGACACUCCUCCCUGCAGGAACGGGUUUCUAUUGGACGGAUUUCCCCGAACAGUAAAACAAGCAGAGAUGCUGGACGGCUUGUUGGAAAAGAGAGACGAGAAGCUGGACUCUGUCAUCGAGUUUGCAGUCAAUGAUUCUCUGCUGGUCCGUAGGAUCUGUGGCAGACUAAUUCAUCAGCCCAGCGGUCGCUCCUACCACGAGGAGUUUAACCCCCCCAAAGAGCCCAUGAAGGAUGAUGUUACGGGUGAGCCGCUCAUCCGCCGCAGCGACGACAACGAGACGACGCUGCUUUCCCGCCUGGACGCCUACCACCGGCAGACGGCCCCUCUGGUGCAGUACUACAGCGCCAAGGGCCUCCACACGGCCGUCGACGCCGCCCAGAACCCAAACGUCGUCUUUGCCUCCAUCGUAGCCGCCUUCUCCGCCACCACAGACAUCCCGGCUCGCGCCACCGCCUCUGGUUGAAUCCUGAGCUACUUCGCUUCUGCUGAGCCAAAAAAUUGGAGGUGACAGAAAAACCAGGAGGGGAGCUCCUUCAACUUUACAAGUUAUGGUUGCAGUGCUGUCAGAUUCUGUCUCAUUGGCACAUUUUUAUUCCCAGUAGAGUAAAAGGAAUAGACGGAGUAAGACGGGAAUAACAAAGCCAUCUUGUUGUAUUCCUCACAUUUCCCUGUCAAUAAAUCUCUUGCUUUUCUACAAUCAUCA
Molecule: messenger RNA, 1066 nt
Organism: Melanotaenia boesemani (Boeseman's rainbowfish)
Lineage: Eukaryota; Metazoa; Chordata; Actinopteri; Atheriniformes; Melanotaeniidae
Gene: ak2
Product: adenylate kinase 2
Exons: 7
Coding region: 95-826 (243 amino acids)
Biological process (GO): ADP biosynthetic process
Cellular component (GO): mitochondrion; cytoplasm
Molecular function (GO): AMP kinase activity; ATP binding
Source: RefSeq, a predicted model, not a curated record